Messenger RNA from Gossypium raimondii (Peruvian cotton), 848 nucleotides. RefSeq names its product transcription elongation factor 1 homolog. The transcript has 5 exons. Bases 199 to 465 code for a protein of 88 amino acids. Gene Ontology annotation, biological process: transcription elongation by RNA polymerase II. Gene Ontology annotation, molecular function: RNA polymerase II complex binding. NCBI's taxonomy places the organism in Eukaryota, Viridiplantae, Streptophyta, Magnoliopsida, Malvales, Malvaceae. Gene Ontology annotation, cellular component: transcription elongation factor complex. The record is from RefSeq and is a predicted model, not a curated record.
AAUCAUAAUUUUCUCAUCACCUUUCUAGACCUUUCUGUAUCUAUAUUUUAAAAAUUAUAUAUACAUAUAAUUUGCUCUCUUUCUCCUUAAAAUAUUUAUUCAUCGAUUCUCCAAAUCAGUUUUAAUUUCUGGGUUUUGAAUCUCAAGCUAUUCUCUCAUUCAUAAGAUUUAAGGUGUUCUCCUUUUUUCUCUGAAAAAAUGGGGAAAAGGAAGUCGAGGGCAAAGCCACCACCUAAGAAGAGAAUGGACAAGCUUGAUACUGUUUUCAGUUGUCCCUUUUGCAACCAUGGAACCGGUGUUGAAUGCCGCUUGGAUAUGAAGAACUUGAUUGGUGAAGCAAUUUGUAGGAUUUGUCAAGAAAGCUUUUGCACCACCAUUACAGCUUUGACAGAACCUAUAGACAUAUACAGUGAAUGGAUCGAUGAAUGUGAAAAGGUCAACAACUUUGAAGACCACGAUGCUUAGGAAACAUUGAGUGCCUAUGUUUUUGCUACACUGUUGGAAGAAAAGUCCAUGAAACCAAAAGAAAAGAUCUUUUUAAUGGAAUGGAUAUACUUGAAUCCGACUUCAUGGUUAUUAUUUUCUGAUGAAACUGUUGAAGUUGAAUGUACAAUGCAAUGUUUUCCUGCUAGUUCCUUGACAAAUCUAAUUGGAGAUCAAGACGAGAACAUUUGUGUAGUGUUAGAUCUUUUUCCUUUUCUUUUAGGUACAAAGAUGGCAGCUGCACUUGUCACUAAAUCCAUCCACCCCAUCAACACAUAUGUAUUUUAUAUUUAAAUUUCAAACUCAUUAAGCAUGAAAAGUCCCCAAGUAAUUUGCAAUGCAGCUUGUCAAUUCAAAUCCUAUAA